Molecule: messenger RNA, 3553 nt
Organism: Yamadazyma tenuis ATCC 10573
Lineage: Eukaryota; Fungi; Ascomycota; Pichiomycetes; Serinales; Debaryomycetaceae
Source: RefSeq, a predicted model, not a curated record
GAUUAUCGCAAUGCAAACUACACAAAUGAAUAUCCACCGUUGCAGGUUUGUGGACUACACGCCGCAUACAAUCACGACCGUUGCAUUCUCCCAUCCAUCGGCUCCAUACAGUGUUGCGGUAGGAGACUUGAGAUUGGCUGUGGGAAGAAGCAAUGGAGAUAUUGAGAUCUGGAACCCAAAGUUCAACUGGACGCAUGAAAUCACAUUGUAUGGAUCAAGAGGAAGAUCCAUAGAAGGAUUAUGCUGGGCUGUCAACGAAGAAGAUGGCUACACCUCACCUCGUUUAUUUUCCAUAGGUGGCUCAACCUACGUUACCGAAUGGGACCUUCAAACGGGAUUACCAAAAAUCAACUAUGAUUGUAAUGUUGGAGUCCUUUGGUCUAUGGCUGUGAACAAAGCAGGAAAUCGGUUGGCAGUGGGAAGUGACGAUGGAAGCGUUUGCAUAGUAGACAUUUCCGGAGGUCCAGGUUCGUUGGAGCAUGAAAUGAUUUGUCAAAGACAAGACCUGAGAGUGUUGAGCAUCAAAUGGUUUGACAAUGAAUUGAUAGUAGGUGGAUGUGCUGAUGCCAGAAUCAGGUGUUGGUCGGCAGUAAAGGAGACCAAAGGAAGAUUGAUAGGGACUAUGAGAGUCGAUAAGUCCAAAACUGAAAGUACUUUGGUGUGGUCUGUGAAUGUUUUGAGCAAGCGAAAGCAGAUUGUGAGUGGGGAUUCUACUGGUUCGGUUAAAGUGUGGGACUUAAACACCUUUACUUUAUUGCAGAGUUUCAACAACCAUGAUGCCGAUGUCUUGUGCAUUGCUAAUGACUUUAAUGAGGAGAAAAUAUUCACUGCUGGUGUUGAUAGAAAGAUUCACCAGUUCAAUUUAAUCAACCCCAACGCAUCUAACAAGUCUAAAAAUUUCAAGUGGGUACACAGCUACAACAGACUAUUGCAUUCCAAUGAUGUCAGAUCAGUAGCGGUGUUUGAAAGUAAGGGUUAUAAUUUCUUGGUGAGUGGAGGAGUAGAAAAAUCCAUUGUGAUCCAGUCCAUCAACCAAUUCCAUGAUGGGAAGUACAGAAAAUUGGCAUUAACUCAACAGCAUAAAAAUACAUUAUUCAACCAACAAGAGAAGCUAGUGGUUAUGUGGCAGGAUCAGACGGUUAAGAUAUGGAGAGUUGUUGGCACUGAAGAUGCUAGUGAUGAUGAGGUCCAAUAUAAGUUGGUUUCCAAGUUAAGUCUCGCCGACGACGCCAAUAUUACCAGUGUUUCUUUGAAUAGCGAUGGAAAUGUUCUUGUAGUGGGAACCAUGGAAAGCGUCAAGGUAUUUGAACUUGCUCCUAAUAGCGAUGGUAAAAGGUUGAAAGUCAUUAAGUUUAGAGAUGAGACCUUUGAUUCUGUUGUCAGAAACAACUUAUUGAUUUUGACUUCCAACGAAGAACUAUACAAGUUUGACAUUAAUGUAGACGAGAAGAAAAUCACGUUGGAAAAUGAGAUUGAGUUCACCGAUUCAUAUGACGUCAAGUCUGAUAUAACCUACGUUUCCAAUAUCAAGAACUUAGUGAUUAACAAGGCUGAAGAUACUUUAGCGAUCAGCAGAUUCAGCGGAGUGAUCGAGGUAGUAUCCUUGGAAACCUUUAACUUGCACAAGUUGGUGACAUUGUCAACAUUACCUCACUUGAUCGAGUUCUCCGAACAAAAUACUUUGGUGGUUUUGACGGAAGAAAACAAAAUCCUCGAGUUUUACGUCAAGCAAAAUGCAAAAAUGGACUCGUUGUUAACCCCAUGGUCCAAGAGAAAUAGUGAAUUCCUUCCUAGAAAGUUUUUGACAUUGGAGGAAAAACCAGAGAGAUUAUUCUUCGAUAAAACCGGGAAAUUGUGGAUUUACGGUAAGAACUGGCUUUGCUACUUCAACUUAUCCAUCAACAUCCCAAUAAAUAAAACCUACAAGAACACCGUUGCUUCCAAGAAAAGAACUAGAGAUGGGUUGACUAUUGACGAGGACCAAGAGGAUGAAGGUGAUGAUGAAGAAUCCAGUAUAAGUAUAAUGGAAUUGUCUUUGAGGCAAGCCCAAAUCAACAAAUUCAGAGAGCAAGACAAAGAUGCCGACGACAAUGACAAUGACACCGAAAAUGAAAAGCCGUUCUGGAUCUCCUUCAAGUACAGACCUAUAUUAUUAGUGGAUAGUUUCAAUGGUGAAAAUUUUAUCAUGGUUGAAAGAAAUCCCCACUUAACUGGGUCUUCUCCAGCAUUCAAUUUACCAAAAAUCAAGGUUUGAGACAUUUUACAAUCUUGAAUACAUUUAUAUAGAAUAUACAAACCCAUUACUCGAUCUUUGGAACCACCCUGGCACCCUGGAAGAACACACGAGCAGCAGAGGCACAUCCCAUCAAACACUUCAAUGGCUCAUCUUUGUCUCCGUCCUUAUCAUCUUUUUUGAUACCCCAGCCUUUUCUUUCUCCAAAUGUCGGUUUGUACUUUUUGUCAUACACAUCUCUGUACGUCAAAUUAGGCUCAAAACUCUGAAUGUAUAAUCCAUCAUCAGGGUCUCUCAUAAACUCAUAGAACAUCACCAAGUGUCUACGGAUCUCCUCCUCAAUUCGCUUAGGUAAGUCUCCUGGUGCCUCAUUGCCCACAAACAAAAGGUAGUCGGCCAAACCUUCCACCAACAACUGAACAAAAUAAGAAGGAUCUCUCCAGUAUCUCUUGCUCAUAUCGUAGUCACGGUCGUAAAAAAACACGUUUCUGUUGAUACCAGCCUCAGCCAACUCAUCGGCUAUUUUCUUCCAGUGCUCAUCCUUGGUAUAGUGGUACAAAUGGGCAGCUGCCGACAAAGUAGUCCCCAAGUUGUAGGUCCAUUUGGUAUCGUUGGGGCUAUCGGAGGUGUCCUGAACUCCGUCCUUAAUCAACUUGUCGCCAGGGUCUUGCAACACCUUGAUUUGCCAAUCGAUACAUUUUGCAGCAAAAUCAAUAUAAAUCUUCGACUCGUCGGGAAUGAACUUGGCAAUUUGGAGACAGCACUUGGCCACUUCGGCUGUGGUACAGGAGUUCAAAUAGGCGUUGGAAAUGUGCCAUUUCAUUCCUCCCUUGGUCUUUGCAUUGGGAUUGUCAUUCCAGCCACCCAUCAAAAACCGGGUCAAUUCCCUUCCCUGGUCCAAAUACUUGAUGUUGCCAGUCACCUCGUAAGCAGUCAACAUGGCACUACAAACCUGGGCGUCAUCAUCAUAGUAAAUGUCCUUGUCAUUCCCAUUGUUUUCAGCAGCCGAGAAACCCUUUAAAUGGGGGUUUUUGUAUUUUUGGAAUAUCAUGAUGGCCGGGUCCACCAAAGGUACCAAUUCCUUGUAGAUUCGGGAACCAUCCACCACUGCCUGAGCGGCGACCGAAACAGCCCAUAUUACAAACUUCUUAUCGUUGUAGCAACCAGAGCAUCUUUUAGGAGCAAUGAAGGUGCUUUCGUGUUUGUUGUAGUACUUUAUCCACAUGUUACGAACCACAUUGUAGCCUUCAAGAUUUGGGUUUUGGAGAGGCAUUGUCGAUUUACUUGAGUGGUAGGGAUAAACACAAGUAAGUUUUAGUU